This is a messenger RNA of Abrus precatorius (Indian licorice), 662 nucleotides long. RefSeq lists its product as uncharacterized. Gene Ontology annotation, biological process: innate immune response. Bases 82 to 591 code for a protein of 169 amino acids. The transcript is spliced from 2 exons. The record is from RefSeq and is a predicted model, not a curated record. Lineage: Eukaryota; Viridiplantae; Streptophyta; Magnoliopsida; Fabales; Fabaceae.
UUUCUCUGUUCCUCUCUCUCUCUCUUUCUCUCUGCUUAUUAUCAUAAUCUACAAAGUAAAAUUCCAUGUGCUUAGAUUGACAUGUUCGAUAUAGAUGACGAGCUGACAAUAGAGAGCUUUAGAAUUCCAUGGUUGAUUUGGAUUCAGCUAUGGGUUUUGCUUCUUCUCCUUGUCCUGCUCUUUUUCUUAGCCAUCUUUCCCUCCGAUCCCAACAACCGCCCUGCCACCGCCGACAUCGCCACCGACCACCGUCACGUCAUCGCCGACAUCACCGCCCUGCCCUCCCCUUCUCCAUCUUUGGAUGACAUUCAGCAGAUUCAGAAAUCGCUCGCCAACCAUGGUUCAACGCCCGCUGUUGUAACGCACCGUCAACACCGUUUGCUGCAGGGUGGACAGAACCUAUUUACAAAAGGCGAGAUAACGACAGCUCCAAGCAUAAGAAGGGAAGAGAUUACGGAGGAGGAGGCUUCAUCAUUAGAUUUUCACCCUUGCCAUUAUUUUCAAUUAGCCACGGUAGCAUUUCUUAAGUGUUUCGGCCUGGAUUCAACAUCUGAUAGGCCUUCAACACGAAAACAUAGGAAAAGAAAAUGAAUCUGAUUAUGAAAAUUAUGUUGUUGUCACUUAUGAAAAAAAGAAAGAAAAAAAAGGCAAAUGUCAUCAUU